CUACACACCACCAACGUCUUUCUUUACUCUCAAGGCUCAGUCACCGACCUUUUCGGUUCUCUGGUUUGCUCAAGAGCAUCUCCGUCGCAUCAUGGAACAGCCACCCCCCGCCGAUCAACCACAACAGCCUCCGCCUCCGACACUCACAAAUCCUCGCUUCACCCUCGAGCUAGAGUUUGUGUCUUCUCUCGCCAAUCCCUACUAUCUGUCCCACCUCGCCGUGACAUAUCCGAAUCUGCUGGGCAUAAACAAGUCUGGUGAUGACAGCGACGUGAACAAUGAUUCCACAGACCCCGACGCGCAGGCAUUUGCAGCGUACCUGGCCUACCUCUAUUCCUACUGGAAGACCCCCGAAUACGCCCAGUUUCUGACCCAUCCUGGUGCCACUUUGCGGGCGCUACGACUACUGCAGGAGGAGACCUUCCGUCGCGACAUUAUUCGUCCCGAUGUCAUUGAAAGGCUAGCAGGGACCGAUAUUGCCGCCGAACCCGUCGACCCAGCUGCGGAGUCUGGAGACCAGGAGGGCGAGCAAGCCAAAGCAAGCUAGGAAGGCAUGCGGUUACACUAGAUACAGCAGGAAACAGACGCGCUGUAUAUUGACCUCGGUGUGAAUUGGCUCGGUGGUCUGUCCGGGAUGAUGUCCUGCUUGAGCCACCGUCUUCUUUUACCACUAGGCUGCGGAGAGGGGGGUAUAUGGAGA
Molecule: messenger RNA, 700 nt
Organism: Aspergillus welwitschiae
Lineage: Eukaryota; Fungi; Ascomycota; Eurotiomycetes; Eurotiales; Aspergillaceae
Product: mediator of RNA polymerase II transcription subunit 31
Exons: 1
Coding region: 92-547 (151 amino acids)
Biological process (GO): regulation of transcription by RNA polymerase II
Cellular component (GO): core mediator complex; mediator complex
Molecular function (GO): transcription coregulator activity
Source: RefSeq, a predicted model, not a curated record